Molecule: messenger RNA, 2084 nt
Organism: Anopheles aquasalis
Lineage: Eukaryota; Metazoa; Arthropoda; Insecta; Diptera; Culicidae
Product: Adenosine receptor
Biological process (GO): adenylate cyclase-activating G protein-coupled receptor signaling pathway; G protein-coupled adenosine receptor signaling pathway
Cellular component (GO): plasma membrane
Molecular function (GO): G protein-coupled receptor activity
Source: RefSeq, a predicted model, not a curated record
GUAGACGCCACCCCCUCCCCUUCCCCUUCCCGGAGUGCUGACAUCGCGGGGCCACCGAGUGCGGUGGCUAGCGGCCAGCACUGGGUGUGCCAGUGCCGACAGGACAACAGGCGCGAGGCCAGCGCUCAUUUCAAAUUCAUCCAAUUCAAAUUCAAAAUCCCUCGUCGGCUAUCGACUGGUCUAUCGAGCGCCCGCGCACUCGCCCUGGGGGUUCCCGGGGGCCAUUAUCUUAUCCGCGAGUGGCCACGCGCUGCCGUGUUGUGGGCAGCAGCAGCAGCAGCAGCAGCAGCAGCAGCAACAUCGGUGGUGCAUCGGUUUUAAUUAAAAGAGGCGAACAAGCGAUCGAACCCCUCGCUGUUGCAACGGUCGAGUUUGAGGUAGGUUCCGGUGCAGGCCAACUGCGCCACGCUCUGCUCAGUUCCGUUUCCGACGUUCCGACGAUGAGCUGCGGCACGACGACGAUGCAGUGUGGCGUGGGCAACGACACGGACCCGGACACGGACGUGGCGGCAACGGUAGCGACGGCGUGGGCCAACAACGCAUCGCUGCCGAUCGGUCCGUUCCGGCGGCCCGAGCUGGGCCUGAACGUGCCGUACGCCCUGUUCGAGGGGCUGGUCGCGCUGACCGCCAUCUUCGGCAACACGCUCGUCAUCGUGGCGUUCAAGCGGGAGCGCAAACUGCGCCGCCGAACCAACUUCUACAUCAUCUCGCUGGCGUCGGCCGAUCUGCUGGUCGGCACGUUUGGCAUCCCGUUCGCCAUCCUGUCGUCGAUCGGGUUGCCACGGAACCUGCACGCCUGCCUCUUCACCAUCUCGCUGCUGGUGGUACUCUGCACCAUCUCGAUCUUCUGCCUGGUUGCCGUCUCGAUCGACCGCUACUGGGCGAUCCUGCAUCCGCUUGCCUACUCGCGCAACAUGCGCACCAAAACGACCAUCGGUAUCAUCAGUGUGUGCUGGCUAAUCGGAUCGAUCAUCGGCUUUCUGCCGCUGUUCGGCUGGCACGAGGAACCGGACGAGGACACCUGCCUGUUCGUUAAGGUGAUGGACUACGACUAUCUGGUGUUUCUUUAUCUGUUCACGAUCAUCAUACCGGCAGUGCUGCUGCUGGCGUUCUACAUCCACAUCUAUCGUGUCAUCAUCCGGCAGCGCAAGCAGAUCGUCUCGAUGAACUCGGUGGAUGCGCGGUUUUCGGAGAGUCUGCCCAACCUCACAAACAGCGAUGGCCGCCCCGGUACAGCGGGAGGUGGUGGUUCGUGCCGCCUGGCGGGCGGGCUCGUGAAGCGGCGCUCGAGGAAGGACAACUACGCCGGUUCGAUGCUGCGGGUGCUACGAGCGGCCCAGAAGCGCGAGGUGAAGGCCACGCAAAACCUCUCCAUCAUCGUGCUGUUUUUUAUGGUCUGCUGGAUGCCGCUGCACACGAUCAACUGCAUCAUGGCGUUCUGUCCGCACUGUCAGAUCUGCGGCGCAGUCAUGCUGUUCGUCAUUACGCUCUCGCACCUCAACUCGGCCCUCAAUCCGCUGCUUUACGCCUACCACCUGAAGGACUUUCGCGAGGCUCUCAAGCGGUUGCUUCUCGGUCUGUGCGGCCUGAAUCCGCCCGAGACCCGCCGCGAACCGGACUUCAUCAACUGCAUUUCGACGAUAGCGAAUCAUCACAACCUACAGCAGCAGCAGCAGCAGCAGCAGCAACAGCAGCAGCACGAUCAACACCACCACUUUCAACAGAUUGCACGGUAAACGGAGCAUGCCAUUUGGGCAUGGCUUGCAGGCCUAUUAACUUUGGUAUUAAGCGCGCUUCUUCACAGUCACCGUUAUCAGUGGUUCGGCUGAUCACUGUACUCACCAUGGCUUUCUGCUAUAGCUCCGUAGUGCACCGUUACUGUGCAGUCCACGCUCUCGCUCGAAUGUUUGUGUGUGUGUGUUGGAGUGGGCGCUCCUGGGAAUGCUACAAGCAAAUUUAGAGCAUCUAAUGCAGGGGUCCCAAUCUCGUAUUAGCAUUAUGUGGGCCGCAGUUUAAUGUAGCAACCAUUCCGCGGGCCAUUUCAUCACAUAAUUUGGAGAUGCAUCCGCGAGUUUGAGAUCCCU